UGUUGCUGAUGCAGUCCUCUGGCAUUGAGGGCUUGCCCAUAGCACCCACAACCCUUGAUGGUGCCACUCCCAUCGAUGCCCAAGUAUCGGCUGCCGAUUUUGGUGCACUCGACGCAUUCGCCGAAGAUGCUGCUGAGAGUGAAUCGGCAUCACAAACGGAAACAGCAGCCGCCAGUCAAUCUGGCUUUAAGAUCUCUUUGUUACCUGCUCCGGACAAGACGGCAGAAUCGGUGAAUCUGGAACAUGAGGCCAUACCCUCAAAGGUGCUGAGUCUCUAUGAUAAUAGCCAGAAGAAGUUGACGGACGUUGUGCAACCGGCUCCCAUUUUGGAUAGCAUCAGUGAGCAUGAGAAGUAUGGCAACAAUGGCGACAUGUUCGAUGGCAUUUCCCGUACAAUUGUCAAUGGCUACGAGGCAUUUUCCAAUAUUCUCAACACAUUCAUACAGAAACCCAAAGAGUUGGCUCGCAGCUUUUCGAAGGGCAUUACGGCCCAAUUGGACAUUAUAGGCGGCAAACUGGUGGGGCUUUAAAUGUGGCAACAUAAAAUAACGGUAUUUGUGUUCGCUGUUUUUGUUUACUUUACUGUCUUCUUUUUUUCUUUCAC
Messenger RNA from Drosophila willistoni, 604 nucleotides. RefSeq lists its product as uncharacterized. The record is from RefSeq and is a predicted model, not a curated record. Lineage: Eukaryota; Metazoa; Arthropoda; Insecta; Diptera; Drosophilidae. The transcript has 4 exons. The coding region runs from base 9 to 530 and encodes 173 amino acids.